This is a messenger RNA of Ciona intestinalis (vase tunicate), 1090 nucleotides long. The record is from RefSeq and is a predicted model, not a curated record. Lineage: Eukaryota; Metazoa; Chordata; Ascidiacea; Phlebobranchia; Cionidae.
GUUAAGUUUUGUAUAUAUGUUAGCAGCAUAUAAUAGAGAAACAGUUUAUAUUACAUACAAAAGGCCUUAUAAGGCGUGUCCCUAGUAGGCCGCGAAGCAGCUUCUGCUGUUUUUUCGUGAAACUGCUGCUGCUUCUUGGUUCGUUUCACUUUCCCAGAAACCGCUACAUUCCUGGUGUUUUGUCAUCCGUGCAGUUUAUCUUGCUUAACCGUUUAAAGUUACUUAACUUGUGUAAGUUCUGUAGGUAGCCUAGGUGUAAUCAGAACAGAUAGUAGUCGAAGCAGCAGCAUGGAAACUUUGCAAUUUAUCGUCAUUUUUGCGUAUAGUUGCAUUUUCUUAUAUCCCGUUCAAGGACAAUCUCAAUCCUCGUGUGAACUUCCCUUUGUAUGGAAUGCUGCCACUGGCGACAAUUGGUUGCUACCAGGCAUAAUACCAGGAUACCGAGCUAAAUUUGAGCUUGUAGUCGAGGGCUUAGACUCAAAUAACCGGUACAUACCGGGUCGAGCUCAUAAGGUUUCAGUUAAAGUGAGGUCGAAAACAGAGGGUCGAAUGCGUGGGUUUUACUUGCUCCUCGAUCCGGUGGAAGAACAAACCUCCGACUGCAUGUGUUCGUUUAACGUCUCUUGCGGUUUGGGCCGUUUUGUGAAGAAGAGUAAUAAGAAAAAUGCACGCCUGGGAACGAAAAUGCUUGCCAAUUGUACCCAGAUGAUAUACGCUGAUAAUAAAGUAAAUAAGAAGCGCUGGACCAUGAAAUGGGUGGCGCCCACCUGCGGAGGGGUUGUUAUAAGAGCUACGAUCCGCGGGAAAGAUGGGAAGAUUUAUUUCGACAACGAUGAUUUAGAACCGCAGUUCCAAGUGUUGAGCAGAAUUUUAUAUCCGAGUACCGACUCAGCACCCGAGGAGUCUUAAAUUAAAAAAAAAUGAUGUUUAUGAUAGUGUAACAGAUUCAACACGUUAAUCUGUACAAUUGUUCUUCUUAAUUGUGUAUUUUCUCAACAGCGGCGGGUCUAUAGUUGCAUUGUAAUAAAUGGUAUAUUGUUGAAAAGUGUUAGUGUACAAACUAUUGAACAAGAACAGCAUAUAAUUACCA